This is a messenger RNA of Durotheca rogersii, 1000 nucleotides long. RefSeq lists its product as uncharacterized. Lineage: Eukaryota; Fungi; Ascomycota; Sordariomycetes; Xylariales; Xylariaceae. The record is from RefSeq and is a predicted model, not a curated record. The coding region runs from base 458 to 976 and encodes 172 amino acids. Gene Ontology annotation, molecular function: hydrolase activity. The transcript has 2 exons.
GAGAUUAGCAGAAGCUUUGCUAAAAGCAACCACGUCUAUUAACACACCUAACCGCUCCUCUCAGUGAACGGGCAGAUAUCGACACAACCGCAUUUACAGUCUCCGUCCGUCCGUCGAUAUCAACUUGGAAGGUCACCUUCAGAGAUCUGAUUUCUGUAUAUCUAAUUAUGCAUGCAGGCUCCGGCAAGCGUUCUCGAAGAAUGGUGAUGAACGGAAACAGUCCCGAGAUUACGCCAGGGUCUACAAACACACAGCAUCAGCAUUCUUUAAUUGGCUAUCUACCGUUCAAGAAUCCACUACAACCCCAUUGUUAGCGUCACGGACGUAUACCUAUAUAUGUUCACCAUCCUGUGGUAUUAAGCAGACAGCAGAGAGAGAGCAAGCAUAUAGUACGUUCAUACGUACGUUCGUACAUACAUACAUGGAAAGCCCGCUGGCCUAAAAAAAAAAAAAAAAAAUGAGCUGCUUUGUCACUUGCACCCUGGGCCACGAGCACUGGGGUCGAUACGGGGCGGCGGGGCUCCUCAUCUACCGUUUCGGGGCGUCGGGGGAAGUCGAGAUGCUGCUUCAGCUCCGGGCGCCGUGGCUGCACCACGGGGACACCUGGGGGCUGCCGGGGGGCGCGCUAGAGAGCGGCGAGACGGCGGAGCAGGCCGCGUUCCGGGAAGCGCGCGAGGAGCUCGGCGUCGACGCGCGCGAGUACCUGGAGCCCGGCGGGGCGGUCGUGGACGACAGCCACGGCAGCUGGCACUACACCACCAUCCUGGCCGCGCUAGCGAAGCCGCUCGAGAUCAGCGACAUGACGCCCAACGACGAGUCCGUCCGUCUGCAGUGGUUCACGCGCCGCGAGCUGCGCUCCAUACCGCUGCAUCCCGGCCUGCAAGACUCCAUCGGCACUCUGAUCUUCCGCCUGCCGCCGGACAUCGAACCCUGCGCAGCGGCCGCGGCGCUACCAACUCGUGCCGAAGCUAGCUAAGUCAAGAUGGGAGCGGGGAGCGGG